Messenger RNA from Daldinia loculata, 1294 nucleotides. RefSeq lists its product as uncharacterized. The transcript has a single exon. NCBI's taxonomy places the organism in Eukaryota, Fungi, Ascomycota, Sordariomycetes, Xylariales, Hypoxylaceae. The coding region runs from base 883 to 1206 and encodes 107 amino acids. The record is from RefSeq and is a predicted model, not a curated record.
CCUUGCUAACUACUCAGGUAGCUGGGAGAUCAACAGGCUCAGCGCAGUCUAGACUAGGGCCAUAUGAAUAUCGCAUAGAACUAGAUAUACCUGAGUGCUUAUUGCGGCUCCUUUGUGAAACAAGAUUUCUCUUUAAUUAGUAACUAUGUACGUUGACGAAUCAUUCUGAUAGGUAUAUGAGCUGACACUACAGCUAAUGCGAAACUGACUUUCUUCACCUAGUCAUAUCUUCACCUGGUCAUAAUGCUUUAUAUUGCUUGAAUAUCGAGUUGAGAGUUGAAAUACCUAUACCUAUAACAUAUGAGAUAACCUGAUGACAUAUCUGCUAGAAUCUUAAUGAAUGAAGAAUGUUGGCUAUUGUAAAUUAGAUUCUCAAUAGGGCUACGUAUCGUAGAACUCUUUAGUUAAUUAUGAAUGUUCACAUUCCACUUCUUUCCCGUGAAGUGAUGACUUUGGGGACAGCUGAGAUAUUACGAAAGGGCCAGCGUGAAACCCCUUGUUAGUGGCGUUCGAAAAUCGGUAGUAGGUACCUAUAUUCAUAGUUUUUCGUACUCACAAUCCUCACAGCCAACGGUAAAGUAUAUUAUUACUGCCCUAAGCCUCCUUGGAUGUACCCUAUAGGAUACGUAGAACUUUCUGCUGAGGAAUCAUAACCGUGGAGCUAGCCGGGCAUAUGCUCGUUCUCAAGUUGAAUUAUACCCUCGAGUACGUUUCGGUAAUAUUCUCCAAAUGCAGAAAUAUUCAGAUAUUUGAGCUGAUUAAGAGAUGAUUAUAUCUAAUCCAUUCAUAUCGGACGUGGCUGAGGGACUUGGCGAGGAUCGUAAUGACGGAUAUACCUGAUUCAGCAAUAGAGCUGCCGCCUCAGCCGUAGUUUAGACCUACAUGAUGUGGAUGCUGCACGUCGUCCUCGUAGUGCACCGUACGAAAACGGGGUACGGACAAGACGCAGGUAGUCAGCCAAGGUUGGGGAAUAUACGAAAAGCUAGCCCGGAUUGUAAAGCCUUAGCCAUGAUGUUAGAUUAUCUGUCUUGUCAGUUAAUUUAUUUUUGCAUGAUGGUAGGUGUCAAUUCGACCGGGGAAAAGAAGAUCAUGAGAAUCAGAUGUUUAUAUUUACUUGUAAGUGUGCGGCUUAUCCUAGAUGAUUGGACGGAUUGGACGAUGGGGUUUCUGUCAAAGAAAGAUAAUCUAGAUCGGAAGAGAGUUUAAGGAAUUGAUUGUCAUUUGAUGUAUAUAAAUAUGUAUAAAAAUAUACAUGAUACAGUAAUCUUUUCUUGUAAUGGUCAACUUUCUCAGG